Molecule: messenger RNA, 2635 nt
Organism: Notodromas monacha
Lineage: Eukaryota; Metazoa; Arthropoda; Ostracoda; Podocopida; Cyprididae
Source: the annotation of a GenBank genome assembly
AGUAAUCAUCGUAUUUACACGAUAUUCUUUACUGUGUUGUGAAGUCCACCGGGCAUACUACUGUACCAUCGUCUUCCCGAAUGUACGUGGUAUAGGAACGACACCUAACAUGUCUCUUGUCACACUCCGCUUGCCCUGGCUCCACACACGUGUUCAAGUUUCGAAUCGUGUGUUAAGAUUAUUAUAGUUAGCCUGAAUGUUUUGGAUCCUAUCGUCGAUGUUCGGCAAUUUAAAAAUACAGUGCAGUGUAUUCUUGCUGAGGGGUGCUUCAUGAUGUGGCUUUGAGAAGCGCUGCAGAAGAAUAUCCAAAUGUUUUUUUGGGGUUAUAUCGAGGAAUACAUGUUGACUUGAGUUGCGUUGCAAUGUCUUGAUGUUUGUUGUUUUCGUUUGUGGUGUAGCGAGCUUGUAUUUGUUCUUUCACAUUGCCAGAUGUUUUGAGUCUACAAUUUUUGUAAGUACUGUAACGUACUAUGGAGGAUCUAGAAGCAGUUCGGGACUUGGAUCCCGUGGAAGUCCAACGCCGGUUUCGGGUGAUGGAAGAUGACCGGAAAGCGUACAUAGAUUCUACUAGUAAUUCUAUUCGCCUUCAAAGGUCGAUCUUAACACGACUAGAAGAUGAAAAGAAAACGCUGGAACUUCAAUUGGAAACGUGUAGUUCUUUGGAAGUGAAUAAAAAGAUACACGAACAGUUGACGAAAUUGUCGGUGUUGCUGGAGCAGUACGAUGGGUACUUGGAAGCCAUCCAAAAAGCAGAAUUGCAAAUAGAGAAACUCAUACAAAACAAUGGUGUCGUGGAGUCCGAAAUACGAAAUGUUGAGGCAUCUAUUGGAGGAGAAUCAACCAACAGAAAAAAGCGGACUGAUUUGCGAAAACGUGUUGCUGCGCUUGAAGAUCGCGUUGAACACGCGACGAGGCAGCUGAAUGGUCAACUAAGUUCGAACGGAAAGCUGAGGAAGGAAAUCGAGGAACUAAUGAGAGACAGGGAAGCACACUGUAAAAUGACGAAACGUUUAACGGAAAAGUUCGCUAGGGGCUCCAAGCAACUACAGAAUAUCGUGAACCAGGUCUCGCAAAUUUACGACCAACGGGACGAAAUUGAGUCGCGACUGAAAACGCUGAAACAGUUGGAGACGGAAGAGGCCCAGUCUUCGGCUGCAGAAAUUCAGCAUCUCAGACGAAUCUUGACGGAGCAAACUCGACUGGAAAAGUUCCUCAUGCAAAAAUCUGCUCCCCGGAUUGCUCCGUCGCACCUGCAUCGCACGCCGUCACCGGCCGUCCCUUUCUUUGCUGCGACGGCUGUCACGACUAUGAAACACGAGGCCAGACAACAGGAUUCCACCAUUACUGACGACCAAAAGUGGGCUGCUGGUCGGCGAGUGAGUUACAGUGAUCUGACAUCUUGCGGGAAGAUGUUGUACGAGCUUGUGUCUCUGGUCACGGGUUCAGAAGAAGCCUCUGCUGCCGUGGGACAAGAUCCAAUGUCCGAUGCGGAUCAUUUGGUGUCGUGGUUUGAUGCAAUCGUUGAAGUGAAGCAAGAAAUCUCGGAGUUGAGAAAUCGUGGUAAUCUGGCUCAGACUGAUCGAAAGGAAGAACGUGUCGCAAUGGAGGAAAGAGUGAUGAAAGCAAAGGUUGAAACGGAAGAAAUCUGGCAGGAAUUCGAAUGCACCGAAACGUUGUUCUCGGACAUUUUGUGGAAAAUCGAGGCCCUUUUCGCUAUCGCGGAUUCCUUCGGCCUGCCACUCAUUGAACUGCUUGGUGGGCAAACAAAAGUGUCCGCGGCGAACGCCAUGGUGUAUUUGAGCGUAAUUGAAAAACGCGUCGUCGAGUUGCUUGAAGCGAAACGAAUGUUGACGGGUGCCUCACCUUCGCCUCACAUCGAACCUUCGUUCGUGGAAGAACAUAAUUUCUCUGUUGGAGGGAAAUUCAAGGAUGAUGUUGGGAAAGGAAAGUGUUUCGCCCCGGAAAUCAGGGAAGAAGAACCGUUGAUGGGUGGAAUGGAUGCCAUUAAUGAUGUGAGCAGGAGGACUUCCACUGUGUCAAUGCCACUGCCGACGAACCGUGAAGAGGUCGUUAAUUUGAUAUGUAGAUCAGUGUCACCCGCUGCGUCGGAUGUUGUCAUACCAAGAUCUCGAUCACGCACAAGUACAACAAAAAUGUAAUGCAAUCGCGAAAUCGCGGCCAAAUGCAAAUUUCCCCAUCAUCCUUUCGGAUAUCAUCAUAAUCUGUCCAUUCAAUUGUUGUCAGUCUUGUUUCAGUUGCUAUUGAAACAGCCGAGGCAUCCAUACUCAUGUACUCAAAAAAAGUACAGCACUGUAUUGGGCAUUAGAAGUUCAUUUUGAAAAUAGCAACUUCUGCUGCAGAUAGAGUUUGAAGUGUUCUGACCUAAUUAAACCGCUUUCGACGUUGCGAAUCCAUAUAGUCAAAUACGAUCUCGAAAAAUAUUUCGGUUGGAAAAGUUUUCGAAAUGUUGAAUGUCGAUGUUGAGAACGUUUCAAAGAAAACUGGGCGAAAACGAAGACCGGUUUGGUGAUUUUAUUGUUGUGUUUCAAAGACAUGUGAAAUCCAUUUCCGUCCAGAAUGUUACGAAGAUGUGAAGCAUCAGAUGCGCGUGUUUUCAUUGCUUUCAAAAGUUAAU